AACAGGGACCUGAAGUUCAGGAUUAGGGGCCAAGGGGUUGUUCCGAGGCAGACCCUGGCCGAGUGUGGGGAAAUGUAUAGGACCAAAUGCGGUUCGACUGUCGGCUCCAAGUCUUCACGGCAGCAGGCCGCCCCUGCUCUUUAACGUGGUCGGGCUCCUCCAGGCAAGGAUUUCUGACUCCUCAAACAGACCGUCACUGGAGAAGGUCCACAUUUAGUGAACGUGUCGUCGGCCUCCUUUGUUGUGAGCCCGCCUCUGCAGUGUUAUAGAGCUUGUGGACAAAUGUAUAGGAUCAAGAAUUCACAUUGUGAUGAAGAGUGAUAAGGAAAUUGUUGGUACUCUUCUAGGAUUUGAUGACUUUGUCAAUAUGGUACUGGAAGAUGUCACUGAGUUUGAAAUCACACCAGAAGGAAGAAGGAUUACUAAAUUAGAUCAGAUUUUGCUAAAUGGAAAUAAUAUAACAAUGCUGGUUCCUGGAGGAGAAGGACCUGAAGUGUGAAUGAGUUUCCUUGACUUACGCUAGAUUCUGUUUUGUCUUUUAAUGACAAGAAAAUGGAAUUUUUUUCCCCACCUUCUAAUGUUUAAAUCCCAUAAAGCUGUUUCCCGUUAAAGGAAAGUGCUUUGAAGAUGUGUACCCAUUUUUGUAAGUUAAUCAUAAUUAUCCUGGAAAAAGAAGAAAAGAGCUUCUUCUUUGGAGAUGAAAAUAAAGGUGUUUUUGGUUAACUGUCA
Messenger RNA from Rhinopithecus roxellana (golden snub-nosed monkey), 729 nucleotides. RefSeq names its product LSM5 homolog, U6 small nuclear RNA and mRNA degradation associated (gene LSM5). The record is from RefSeq and is a predicted model, not a curated record. Gene Ontology annotation, molecular function: RNA binding. Gene Ontology annotation, cellular component: Lsm1-7-Pat1 complex; U6 snRNP; U4/U6 x U5 tri-snRNP complex. Gene Ontology annotation, biological process: mRNA splicing, via spliceosome. The coding region runs from base 311 to 499 and encodes 62 amino acids. The transcript has 5 exons. Lineage: Eukaryota; Metazoa; Chordata; Mammalia; Primates; Cercopithecidae.